ACAUUUCAGUCUCAUCAAUCAAAAUAGUGGACGCACGUCACGUGGACUUUCAUUUAUUUUGCACGUCAGUAAUAUUUUCUAAACAUCCAUUAUGUUUAAGACGCAGAAGCUUGGACAAUGAAGCAUUGUCACAUUGGAACUAAUUAAUUAAAAGACUAACUCGGGAGGUUAACUGUCAUGCUCUCAAUAUAUAGUCCAGCUAUGAAAUGCGCUUGAAUGCAUUCAGACUUAUUUGGAAAUUAUAUUAGGCCUAAUUUAAGCAACAUAAUAAGAAGUAAAAAAUAACCAUGAGAUUCCUAGUUGGUUUGCUAACUCUUUUCUGGCUGAGUGCAACUUUCGCGCAAAAGAAGAGAACCGGACAAGUCAUAGAGAAAAAGGUUCAAUGGACGAGAAACAUUCGAGGUCUAAAUGUGAAGGAAUCGGCUGUUGUUACACGGCAGUUCAAGGGACUGCUGCUGAGAACCGUCGAUGCAAACAUGGCACGAGUUAACAUGUCUCGAUCUUCUAUCAUGUUCGACCUAUCCAAAAAUAUUGCCGCGGUGUACCUGCACCCCAAGACUCAAGGAAAUAAACAGGCCGGGGGUGGUCCAUGUUUCAUAGUCUCAGUGGUAAGGGACUACAAUCUAACCGCCGACAUGAUAAUAGCAAGAAAUCGCACCUACAUAUCGAAUACAGCCACGCCUCUUGAGUUCCACGCUUCCGCUUCCUCGAUGGACUUCGCUCAGAGACAAUCGUUCCGCUCAUUGAGUCCACUCAUCGACGGCUUCUGUUACUACAGCCACAUUAUAGACUGUACUCUGUCCAGGACAAACACGAUCGGAGGAAGUCGCAUACUUGUUCAAGGAAUAGACCGACCCAUCAUACUGCAUCUCGAUAAGUCGACUAAUUUUGACGUCGGUGCCUUCUAUUAGCUGGUGAAUAAAUUAUAAUAAUAAAAAAGAGUAAAUAAAUGCUGUAUGCGAGAUGUAUAUUUAUGUCAUUUCAACAAAUAAAUAUAUCGUGUUUU
Messenger RNA from Gigantopelta aegis, 1006 nucleotides. RefSeq lists its product as uncharacterized. NCBI's taxonomy places the organism in Eukaryota, Metazoa, Mollusca, Gastropoda, Neomphalida, Peltospiridae. The coding region runs from base 288 to 911 and encodes 207 amino acids. The record is from RefSeq and is a predicted model, not a curated record. The transcript is spliced from 5 exons.